AUGACCAGCACUACACCUCCUCCACCAUACGGGGAAGCCACCUCCGCCGCUCCUGACCCCACCAACGCUCCCGCCUUCGAAACCUCAGCGGCCACCUCACUCUCGGAAGAAUGCUCACUAUUCCAGGAGGAACAUGCCCAGAUUGAGAAAACCCGCUUCCAGCUCCAGGAAACCCGCCUCCAGCUCGACGAAACCCGCCUACAGAUCAACGAACAAUGCUGGCAGCUUGAGGAAACGCGCCUCGAGCUAUCAGAACAAAAAACGCAUAUCGACUCCCUCUACUCGCAUCUCGAGUCACUGCGGUCGUGCUUUCAGGAACCGGACUACGCUAAGAACGAGCGGCUUCGGGGGCUGCAUUCGCAGCUCAAGGAAGUGCAUGCGCGGAUGCACGAACUACAGCGGAAGCGGGUGGAAAGUUACGAGCUGCGUAAGGUGCUGUAUGGCCAACGCAAGUUGCCAUAUGAUCAGAGCAGGGUGAAGUACGAGCAACGAAAUAUCCAAUUAGAGCAGCGCAGGAUGAAAUAUGACCAACGCAACGAGAAUGCUCCUAUUGAUUGA
This is a messenger RNA of Pseudogymnoascus verrucosus, 558 nucleotides long. RefSeq lists its product as uncharacterized. The transcript has a single exon. The record is from RefSeq and is a predicted model, not a curated record. NCBI's taxonomy places the organism in Eukaryota, Fungi, Ascomycota, Leotiomycetes, Thelebolales, Thelebolaceae. The coding region runs from base 1 to 558 and encodes 185 amino acids.